AACAGCGGUAUCAGAGAGGCAUGCAACUCCUAGGCGUCGUCGCGGCAGCAUCCAGUCUAGCGGCUUCGCUGGCCUCUGCUGCGCCUUUACAAAAUAAAAUACGCAUGGAAGUGACGGCUGGACAAGCCCCUGUAGCUCACCCCAGUGUCAAAUACUUUGUCCACGUGGUGGCGGAUGGUGAUGACUGCGACUAUCCGGACAACACUUUGCCCAUGUGCGCUAACAAGAACUUUGUCUGCAGGAUGGAGCCUGGCCAGGAGAUGUUCGCCAAUGCUCCAUCCUGUCUGGCCUACGACCCCAGCAAUAUGGAGGACAACCCGUUCCUGAUCGAAGAGACAGCCGUGGUGCCCUGGGGUGUCUGUGACCCAGUGGCGGAACUUAACAGGAAGAUUGGCGACCCACCAGUCUGUAAGCGGGAGUUCACGUGUCUCUGUCUCCACGGAGCAGGCGAGAACUGCGUCUGUGCUCCACCUGAUGCAGUGGAUGAUGCUAACGGCGCUACCAAGUGUGGCAACAGUACGGCUACAUGUACCGAGGACAAGUAUUGCCACUACCUUCAAGAAGGAGGAACGGAGUGUGGACAGAAACCUUACUAUUUCUAAGGAGACAGGCUGGAGAGUAACCUGAAAUUUACAUGACACAACUUACAAU
Phytophthora infestans T30-4 is the source of this 651-nucleotide messenger RNA. RefSeq lists its product as uncharacterized. The record is from RefSeq and is a predicted model, not a curated record. NCBI's taxonomy places the organism in Eukaryota, Oomycota, Peronosporomycetes, Peronosporales, Peronosporaceae. The transcript has a single exon. The coding region runs from base 21 to 602 and encodes 193 amino acids.